AUAUUGUAAAUGAAGAAGUUAUUGCUAUUGGAUUUGUGACACCAUUAAUUAAUGAAAUCAAUAAUCAUAAUAUUAUAAUUAGUGAAAUUUAUCUUGAUGCUACUUACAAGACAUCAAAAGGCUGA
Ambispora gerdemannii is the source of this 125-nucleotide messenger RNA. The record is from the annotation of a GenBank genome assembly. NCBI's taxonomy places the organism in Eukaryota, Fungi, Glomeromycota, Glomeromycetes, Archaeosporales, Ambisporaceae.